Molecule: messenger RNA, 665 nt
Organism: Dentiscutata erythropus
Lineage: Eukaryota; Fungi; Glomeromycota; Glomeromycetes; Diversisporales; Gigasporaceae
Source: the annotation of a GenBank genome assembly
GAGACCAACCGGUUACCUUUUUGGAAGAGUUUCAAAACAAUAUUUCUUUUACAGAGUAUGGUGAUGGAGAUAACUUGGCUGCUAUCUGGGCAGCUGCUAUUUAUGAUAAUCCUAUAAAUAUUGAACAUCUAGCUACUACUUAUGAUAAUCCUAUAGAUGUUGAACGUCUAACUACUAUUUAUGAUGAUCCUAUAAAUAUUGAAAAGGAACGUCUAGCUACUGUUCAAGAUGACACCAUAGAUGUUGAGGAAAAUAUAUAUCUAGAAGACAUUCAAGAUCAAGAUGAUCAAUUAAAAUUACAAGAAACUGUAGAGGUUAAGAAAGCCCUUAAUUUGGCUCUAGAUUUAAAUUGUGAAGAUGAAUUUCUCGAUAUGAUAAGCAACUUUAUUACCCGUAAAAAAAGUAGCAUAGAAAGCACAAGCAAUGAGGAAAAUUUAUGCGUUUUAGAUCCCUUGGUUCAAAAACAACAUGGACAUCGACCAAAUAAAUAUAUUAAAUCAGCAACAAAGAAGUCACAUCACAGUAGCUCUGGAAACAGCACAAUCAACCCACCUGAUCCCAAUUUGACAUCUAGAAAACGACAUAGACGUCCACCAAAAUCAGUAUCAGAAAAAAAGGCUAACCAAAAUAACUCUGAUAAUGUUUUAUUAAAUGUAUCUGAUUAG